CAUCUCCCAAGCCACAACGGCCCGGCCACGCCCGCACCGCACGCGUCGUCCGGCUCCGACCGCCCCCCCAAUGAGGGCUCUCGCGGCCGCCGCCUCGCCCCCGCUCCGCGCCCUCCUCCUACUCCUCUCCCCCAACCUCCCACCCGCCCCGCGCCCCCUGCUCACCAUGAACCCCUCCUCCUCAUCCUCUGGCGGCUACCACUCCAGGGCCGCCGCCUUCGCCUCCCCGCAGCCGCGCGGCGGGGGCGGCAGGCGACGCGGUGGCGACGGAGACGGGAGCCACCGCAUCGACGCUCUCGGCCGCCUCCUGACGAGGGUCUUGCGGCACAUGGCGGCGGAGCUGGGCCUGAACAUGAGGACCGACGGCUACGUGCGGGUUGGGGACCUGCUCAGGCUCAACCUACAGACCUUCGCCAAGGUCCCUCUCAAGUCCCAUACGGUGGACGAAAUCAGGGAGGCGGUCAGACGGGAUAACAAGCAGAGGUUCAGUCUGUUGGAGGAAGAUGGUGAGCUGUUGAUCCGGGCGAACCAGGGGCACACAGUUACUACUGUUACUUCAGAGAGCUUGUUGAAACCCAUUUUAUCAGCUGAUGAAGUCUCAGUUUGUGUGCAUGGAACUUACAGAAAAAAUCUUGACUCGAUUUUGCAAUCUGGAUUAAAGUGUAUGGCAAGGUUGCAUGUUCAUUUCUCAAGUGGCUUACCAUCCGAUGGAGAAGUGAUUAGUGGUAUAAGGCAGAAUGUUAACAUCUUGAUACAUUUAGACGUCAGCAAGGCACUGCAAGAUGGAAUGAAGCUCUACAUUUCAGACAACAGAGUGAUCCUGACAGAAGGUUUCGAUGGUGUCGUUCCUGUGAAGUACUUUGAGAAAAUCGAAACAUGGCCAGGAGGAGUGCCAAUACCGUUUCAAAGAUGAGUGGCCACAUCAGUACCACUGCAGUUUCUGCAUGGCUCCUUGUUCAGAAUUUCAAAUGCAUGCAUGUUACAUCCCGGAAACUAACUUUUGUUCUAUUAUAUUCCCGAAAGAGUUAUUUCAGCAAUUCAGCUGUGAGUAGGCAUUGUUGUGCCGUUCUUGUGGAAGUGGUCAUGCAAACCAGUUACUAGUUGGUAGCAAGCAUUGCAUGUGGAUGGUGCCUCAAUUACAUCCACUGCUCCAUCAUAUGACCUUGUUGGGUGUGACUCUGUAAGCUGCUAUACACAGAAUCCAGUGAUUUCAGAUAUACACGAUCUAAUUUGCAUCGCAA
Molecule: messenger RNA, 1241 nt
Organism: Phragmites australis (common reed)
Lineage: Eukaryota; Viridiplantae; Streptophyta; Magnoliopsida; Poales; Poaceae
Exons: 7
Coding region: 71-913 (280 amino acids)
Biological process (GO): tRNA splicing, via endonucleolytic cleavage and ligation
Molecular function (GO): tRNA 2'-phosphotransferase activity
Source: RefSeq, a predicted model, not a curated record